AUAAAACAUCCUUUACAUAUAAUUCUUAAAACCAUUUUAAACUCAUCUCAAAAUAUUGCUACAUACUUAUCAUAAAUGGAUACUCUUAACUUCCAAAAGAAAGAAGAAGAAGAAGAAGAACAAGAUGAAGAAGAGUUCCUAGGCAUAACGCAAAAUUGCAAGGAGCUACUUUUAUCCCUUCCUAAAGUUAAAGGAUGGAGAACUCCAAUGCUCUACCUUUUUCAAAGUUUUUGGUGUCAACCCAAAGAAAUUCAAGCCAUAAUCUCAGCUCAAACCCACUUUGAAGCUCAAGAUAGUGAUGUGAUCGUUGCCACUAUUCCGAAAUCCGGCACUACUUGGUUAAAAGCUCUUGUUUUCGCGGUAGUGAAUCGACGUCGAUUUGAUGUCAACUCCAUAGAACAUCCCUUGCAAAAGUCUAACCCACAUGACCUUGUACCAUUCUUAGAAUACAAGGUUUAUGCAAAUAACCAAGUUCCAAAUUUAUCAAAUCUUGAUUCUCCAAGACUUUUUGCAUCUCAUGUCCCUUACAAUUCCUUGCCUAAAACCUUGAUUAAGAACUCUAAUUGCAAGGUUGUUUACAUAUGUAGGAACCCUUUUGACACUUUUGUGUCAAUUUGGCAUUUUAUAAGUAAAAUUAGGCCUACUAAUCUUGGGCCUUUCUCAUUAGAAGAGGCCUUUGAUAUGUAUUGUAUGGGUCAAGUAGGAUAUGGUCCAUAUUGGGAUCAUAUGCUAGGUUACUGGGAAGAAAGUCUAAAAUCACCUCAAAAGGUUAUGUUUUUAAAGUACGAAGAUUUGAAAGAAGAUAUUAAUCUUCAAGUUAUGAGAUUAGCUGAAUUUUUAGGUUGUCCAUUUUCAGCACAAGAGGAGAGAGAUCAUGUUGUCGAUGAGAUUACAAAGUUGUGUAGUUUUCAAAAUAUGAAGAAUUUUGAAGUUAACAAAGAUGGAAAAUCUAUACUAAAUUUUGAUAACAAGGGCUUAUUUAGGAAAGGUGAGGUGGGGGAUUGGGUUAACCUUCUAAGUGAGGAAAUGGUGGAAAGAUUGAGUAAAAUCAUGGAUGAAAAGUUGGCUGGUACUGGCUUGGAAUUUCCAAACAUAUUCAAGUCUUAGUGUUUUAUGGUUUAUAAUUUGUGAGUGUAUCUUUUGAAAAUUUCCUUAAUAUAUGUUUGUAAUAUAAAGUACAUAGGCUGUCUUCUCUAAUGCCCUAUUUCACCUUUAUAUGAACUAGUUUUGGGUUCAAAAGAUGUCAUGUAUUGUUGAUUUGAUUUUGGAAUUAAUAU
Molecule: messenger RNA, 1277 nt
Organism: Chenopodium quinoa (quinoa)
Lineage: Eukaryota; Viridiplantae; Streptophyta; Magnoliopsida; Caryophyllales; Amaranthaceae
Product: cytosolic sulfotransferase 15-like
Exons: 1
Coding region: 76-1107 (343 amino acids)
Biological process (GO): sulfation
Cellular component (GO): cytoplasm
Molecular function (GO): sulfotransferase activity
Source: RefSeq, a predicted model, not a curated record